This is a messenger RNA of Athalia rosae (coleseed sawfly), 6020 nucleotides long. Its product is annotated as hemicentin-2-like. The record is from RefSeq and is a predicted model, not a curated record. The transcript is spliced from 14 exons. Lineage: Eukaryota; Metazoa; Arthropoda; Insecta; Hymenoptera; Athaliidae. The coding region runs from base 2295 to 4739 and encodes 814 amino acids.
CCCUACUAGUGCGCCGGCGACGCUCGACGCGCGCGGUACUGUCGUCGGGGGGUGUUGGACGAUUUCUGUCUUUUGGACGAUUAUUUUCCCUCACUGGAUUUACAGAUUUUAUAAUACUUAUGAUCAGAUUACUCGAAACUGCAUGAUUAUGAAGAGGAAUCCAACAAAUUAUGGAGGGGGUGGUUUACCCGGUAGAGUUCUCAAAGCUUGUCUUUAAAAACAAAGUCAGAAACUUUCGACUUAUCCCGUAUCCCAUCGGCCAGGAAUACUCAAAGUGCACCAUUUGAACGAAAGAGCUUAUUUCGAGAAAGGAAAAAUUAAAUUAAAUAAAAAAGCUCGAACCAAUAAUCGCACUUCGGGAUGACGUGUUUAAAUUACACAACCCUUUUCAAAAAACGCUUCGAUUUGCGGCACAUCGUUUAACAAUGAAUUACGGAGUUUGCUUCAGCUUAGAAUCCCCAGAUCUGGGACGUCUCAGAAUCACUCCCGCGUCACGAUAGGUGAGGAGCUUGCGGAGAUUAAAAAAUAAAAAAGGGUGGAAGUGAAGUAGAAGUUUUCCUUGAAAAUUUCACGAAUAAGUCAAGGAGUGGAAUAUCAUAACGUACCUUUUUCUGAUACCAGAGAAAAAAGCUCCGAAGAGGCGGGGAGACGGAUCUCUUUGCACGGAACAAAAGUAAAGAAAAAUAAAAAGUAAAAAUAAAAGAAAACUUGCGAGAGCCGAAAUGCUCGAGGCUUUUCUGUUGGGUGUCGAUGAAUAAAAGCACUUUCUAAACUUUUUCCAAAAACUAAUAAACGAGCGCGCGGAACGAGAUGUCGAAACUGAUUCAAUACGAGUGCAGAUGAAAAACGAACAACUUUAUACGAAAGUAAAAACGUAUUGGUAAAUCGUCGACACAAAACAAUAAAAUAAUCCUUUCACGCAACGGACAAAAAUUUCUGUUCUCAACCUUUUUUUUUUUUUUUGUUCUGAAAAACCAACGUUAUAAGAGCUUUUCUCUAGAAUUUUUCGUUUUUUUUUUUUUUUUGUCUAUACAAGUGAAAAAUUAUAGAUCAAAGACGAGGAAGUGAUAACAAGUGUACAUUUCUACCGAGUUUUUCACAUUUUUAAUAAUCUUUUUUUUAUUCGCGUAUAUAAAAAGUAUAUCGUUCACAAUAAAUUUGCGAAGGGAAUAGAUAAAUUCUCUCCCGUAAUCUCAAUGACAGUUAAAAAUUUGAACGUUAAAACUUUUGAAAACCCAUAAAAGCCCGGUAGGAUAUCCAAGCGCCUGCAUCUGCAGGAUAUUCGCAAAUCCAACCAGCAGAUAGCUCGGGAAUAAAAAUUCGCUUAUUAGAAGGGCGUGUUGAGUCGCGACGGGGGAUUAUUAUGCGAUAAAUAAUAAAAUAUAGAAUAAAAGAAAGCCCGCAAAUUGAAACAUGCAGGAAAAGAAAAAUAUGGCGUAAAAAGAAUUCGAAAGAAAAGGGAUAAAAAAGACUCGAGCUUUUGAUGUGAAAGAAAGAAUAAAAAGUUUAGUGCGCCUGCGAUACUAUCAAAGUCCGCUGCAGCUUUUUUUCACUCUGCACCAACAUCCAUCGAUCGAUGAGUGAUUAAUAUUUAAUAGCUCCGGCCUCUUGACUGGGGAGGGAAAAAAAAAAAGAGAAAAAUUUGAAUAGGAUAACAAGAAAAAAAGAAUUAAAUUCUAUGCACCUAUAACCGCGCCCCAAAGUUUUUAAGUACCUAGACAUAUAAAAUAUCUAUAGUCCCCGCGUACUUGUAAUAACACACAUAUAUAUACGUAUAUACCCUUAAAUCUUGUGCACGAGUUGAUUUUAAUUAUAAACGUAAAACGAGAAUAAGUUCAACCUCGAAAAGAGGAAGACCACCGAGAUAUGAUAUAUAUAUUAUAAGUACGUUUUGCGAACUACUUUAAUUAUAAUUUUUAGUGCUGUACACGCAAAAGAACGCGUUGGUGGUAGGCGCCAUUAAAAAUACGUUUAAUGUCAGGUACCGGAUGGCGAUCCCUUGGUACUGUAAUGUGGCUGCAGCUGGCUGGUGAAUUAUGAUAAGAAAUUGUUCGAAAGGAAUUUAACGUAUUUUUUUUAACACAGUGAAAGAAUAAUCGAGUGGAAAUGAUUAAUAACUGAAGUGUAUGAGUACAGUGGAAGAAAAAAUCGACGAAUUGUCGAAUCGCACUUUUCGCACUGGCUCGAAGAAAACCUCAAAUAUAAGAAACAAAAUUUUACUAAAAUAGGUUUGAAAAAUUCAAAACGUCGAGUGAAAUGAACUGAACAGUCUUGAAACAGUAAAUUGUGCAAUCAUGUUUCGCGCCAGUUUAGCGACCUACCUUGUCAUUUUGACAGCGCUGACCGCUGGUUCCAAAAAAAAGGGCUUCGACGAAGAUGCAUUGAACAACGAAUUAGAUCGUCCAAUUCCCGUUAUUUCGCAACAAGGUGUUGCCGGUGAAAAAGGAAUACUUCCAUGUGAUAUCCAACCGAGAGAUUCGAACGACGCUGUCUCGAUGGUUUUGUGGUUCAAGGAAGCUGACGGAGAACCGCUGUACAGUUACGAUGCGAGAAAUCGAUUUGGCAAGGCGAAACUUUGGAGCGCUCCUCACUUUUGGGGCAACCGAGCGAUCUUCCGAGCCACAUCACCGGCUCAAUUAAUGGUGCAAGACUUGCGGGAAAGUGACGAAGGUGUCUACAGGUGCAGAGUGGACUUUAGAAACUCGCCAACCCGAAAUCUGAAGGUCAACUUUACGGUCAUCGUACCCCCGUCGAAGCCAAUAAUCUACGACGCGAAGAGACGUGACAUGAGCAAACUCCUCGAAGCAUAUCCCGAGGGCGCGGAUCUCACUCUAGUCUGCGAGGUUCACGGAGGAAGACCGAGGCCGAGCGUCGCUUGGUAUCUCGAAUCUCAGCUGAUAGACGCUUCCUACGAAAUAAGGGAAAAUCAUGGAACCGAAGGAGAGAAUUCACUACUCACCAUCAAUCGCGUGACGAUUGAGCGAUUGACCAGAAGACACCACCACGCACGAUUGGCCUGUAAAGCGACGAACAACGCGCUUUCAUUGCCACCGACGACAACGGUCGUCAUCGAACUGAACAUGAAACCGCUGACAGUCGAGAUCAUGAACAAAGGGAAAAUCGUAUCUGCCGGAAAGAAAUACGAGGUGGAAUGCAAAAGCACUGGAUCGAGACCACCUGCAGUUUUGUCGUGGUGGAGAGGCUCGAAACCACUUAAAAAAACUGCCAAAAUUGUUCAAGAAGGCGGCACGACGAUCAGCAUAGUUCAAUGGACGCCGAACGCUGAUGAUGAAGGAAAGCAUCUGGUUUGCAGAGCGGAAAAUCCCCGGCUACCGGAAGCAGGCAUCGAAGACAGAUGGAAACUGGAGGUGCAUUUUACACCGAUCGUAACUCUGAGGAUGGGCUCAUCUCUGAACCCAGAGGAUAUUAAAGAGGGCGAUGACGUCUAUUUCGAAUGCAACGUCAGAGCUAAUCCAAGAAGUUACAGACUGGCUUGGUUCCAUGAGGGCGACGAACUUCACCACAACAUUUCCGGUGGCGUUGUUCUUUCGGAUCACUCUCUGGUACUUCAAGGGAUCACAAGAGACUCGGGAGGAAAAUACACGUGCCUUGCUACGAACACGGAAGGAAAAGAAACAUCGAACGUUGUCAACCUUCGCGUUAUGUUCGCGCCGAUCUGCAAGCACGUUCUCAGCUCCGGGCCAUCUCGUUUCCAGAACGCCACACCCCCGCCUUUUAAUGUUCCCGAGGAACUCCACGGAGCUUUGAAAGACGAGACAAUCGGUUUGGUAUGCGAGGUUGAAGCUAGUCCGACUUCCGUUACUUUCCAUUGGACCUUCAACAGCAGCGGCGACCUCAAUGACCUUUCACCCUCAACAUAUAGCGCCGACGGUACCGUCAGCAGGUUGAAUUACACUCCUGCUACGGAUAUGGACUAUGGAACGCUCGGGUGUUGGGCAAAAAAUGUUGUCGGACAGUCGAAACAACCCUGUUUUUACCAAGUAGUGGCCGCAGGCAGACCUUAUCCGGUGCAAAAUUGCACGGCGUUUAAUCUUAGCGGAACAACAGCAACUGCGGCAGCUUUGAUCCGUAUAGCUUGUAUUGAGGGCUUUGAUGGAGGACUUCCUCAAAAGUUUGUCGCUAUAUCUGGUGAUCAAAGAUGGGAAUCAGCUUCUCCGCAUUGGGAAAUGGAACUUCAAAAACCUAGUGGAACUGUCAGUCUCUAUGCCGUUAAUGCCAAGGGAUCCAGCGACCCGGUUGUCAUCGAUAACGUCGCCCUAAAAAGUAUCGCCUGGAAAAACAUCGCAGCGGAUACCGUGUCGUCCGUUGAUAUGUCGCCGAUUUUAAUCGGUCUUGGAGGUACGGCGACGGGUUUGGGUCUAAUCGUGACCGGCGUUUUGAUGGCACUCUGGAGAAGACACGCCGCUACACCGGCUAAGCCCAAACCGCCCCAACCAACGAUAUCAACCUUUGCCGGAAAAGGGGACGAGGAAGACGGAAAUCCAGACCUCAUUCCCACCAGCGCACUCGCCAAUCAUUUAGAUAGAAAGCUCACGAUCUACGGAUCUCUUCCACGAAGACCACAUCUCUUGGAGGGUAGAGAAAUGUCAUACGACGUCAUAGAGGAUCCUGAAUACCCUCAGGCAGCCCCGAAUGUCUACUACAGUCUUCAGAGGCCCAACAGGUACACGGAGACAAUAGGAAGGAGUACGACAACGAUUCAAGAAAGUUGUAUUUGAAUGAAAAUUAUGCGGCUCAUUGUGAUCUAUGGCAAAUCGAGCAAAAAUCGAUUUCACGUUGAAUCACAGAGAUUGAUGAUAUUUAUAAGUGAGUCAGCGGAUUUGAAUUCUCCUGCAGCUAGGAGAAAAAAGACUCAAAAAUUAUUACAACACCAGCUGAUGAGCUAUCAAAAAUUUAUCCAAACUGAACGGAAAAAAAUUAAUAAAAGAUAAUUGUUUGAGAGUGUAUGAUUUGCAUAGCUGUAUGUUAUAUGUAUAUAUAUAUAUGUAUAUAUAUAUGUAUAUAUAUACAUAUAUAUCAUAAUAAAAAUUGAUUAAACGUUUGUAAAUAUUUGUAUAUAAAUAAAACACAUCAAUUUAAUGUUACAUCAAUUAUCUGAAGACUAAUUGUUUUCAUGACACCUAUACGACCCUGUGUGAUGAAAACGAAAUCAAUUGCAAUUAGUUUACAAGUAAUUUCUAGUAGGCUCGCCGUCCUGAUUGUCUUAGGACUCGUGAGAUUACCUAGUGACGAGUCAGACACAUUUUCGAUUAUGCCUUACGGCACUUCCGAUAUCAGAUAAUCAGCUCAGGAUAAAAAAGAACCUCGGGUAUCAAAAACAGACCGAAAAUAAUCGUUAAAACUCCCAGCCGCACCCUCACAUUGUUACGUCGGCGGAUUUUACAUAUUAGCGUGCUCCCUGUAUAUUUUGGCACGGUCUCCUUCAGUGGCAAACUCACUCAAUAAUCCAAUUCUUUUGUCAGAUCAUUAGCUUGCGGUUGUAGUAUGAUCUGUUUACUGGAUGACAUGUGAGCAAUAUAUCUAUGUCUGUACCAAGCUUCUUACGAGAAAGCGUUACCAAUGAAUACCGAUUUUCCCCAAAAGUCCUAUCUCGAUCACCCAUUCCCCUACAAACUAAUAUUGAUGUCAGAAGUGGGGUAAGAUAAUUUGGGAUACAGUUUUCGGUUUAUAUCCCGAGUGAAGAAAAAGGUGGAAACCAGGAAAAAUUUUGCUUGAGGUUCGAGCGAACAAAACCCUCUGGGUCUCCUCCUGGACCUCCAUGAUGUCCGGCUGGGAUUCUAGAAUCAUUCAACAUCCUCAUCCAACAAUCGCGAACUUCGAGUAAAAGUAUUGCAGUCCACCAACGGUAGGUGACUGCGAUAGCUUUUUUCUUUCGAGAUCACCGUCCUGCUGCUGCAAAAACGCUGUGAGAUCUGUAAUUCUUCAAUAUCUGAUGAUUAAUGACGCACUUUCGCUAAUUCCCUUACAAAUUAACAGUAAAUAAUUUCUACCCAGGAAGU